GUUACGCGUUCGAGGUUGGUUGACGCACGGUCGUUUGGCGCAGAUAUACUUUACAUGGUAAUAUAGUCAGUGGCGGGUAAUAAAACGAGAAUUUGCAUAACGCCGCAGAGGGGAAAAAGAGGAUAAAAAAGAGACGAUCCUCGUCGUCAAAUCUCGGUAAAUAACUGAAAUGGGUAAACGAUAUUACUGCGACUACUGCGAUCGAUCCUUCAAGGACGACCCGGAAGCGAGAAAAAAACACUUGUCGAGUCUCCAGCAUUCGAGAAAUCGCGCCGAGCAUUACGACCGGUUCAAAGACGCAGCCGUAAUCCUGAAGGAAGAAUCGGCGAAAACACUCUGCAAACGCUUCAUGACUCAGGGUGACUGCGCCUUUGGAAGCGGGUGCAGAUUCUCCCACUACACACCGCACAUGAUGUGGGAGCUGGAGCAGCACGUACUCGCAAGGGAACGGCAGAGCCUGCAGGGCGCGGAUUUACCGCCGCUGGACUCCGAGGCGAUCGAGGAUCUUCUCGAGGGCGCAACGGAGGCUGGAGACCAGGUCCAAAGGAGCUUCGUACCCCGAUGGAACUACCCCGUAGACCUUCAGAGCUUCCCCAAUCUGCCGCCAUCGCUGUGGCCAAUAACGUCGGACUCGAUAACGGACACGAAUUUCGGAAAAUGGGGUUUUUAGCCGAUCGAAGGACGAAACAUGAUCUGUGAUAAUGUUAGAAAGCGUGGUGAUAUGGUGUGCCUAGGACUGCAGCGCUGGACUGAACUUAAGUAAGUCGUGUACCAACGGCGCCAAAAUACCCUAGAUCGGUGGUGAUCAAUUGUUGUGAGGUUGAAUCUGUGUGGGGGUAAAAAUAACUCAAACCACAACUGUACACGAUGGCAUUACCGAGCCAAGUAGCGUUCACCAGAAAAAAUAAUUCCCUAACAAUAUAGGGAUUUUUUUGGGCAGU
This is a messenger RNA of Diprion similis, 941 nucleotides long. Its product is annotated as zinc finger matrin-type protein 5. The record is from RefSeq and is a predicted model, not a curated record. Gene Ontology annotation, cellular component: nucleus; U12-type spliceosomal complex. The coding region runs from base 170 to 670 and encodes 166 amino acids. NCBI's taxonomy places the organism in Eukaryota, Metazoa, Arthropoda, Insecta, Hymenoptera, Diprionidae. Gene Ontology annotation, molecular function: zinc ion binding; nucleic acid binding. The transcript is spliced from 3 exons.